GGAAAGGAAGGAAGAUUACACAUGCUUUGAAAUAUCUACGAACAAGAGCUUCACGUUCAAUUUGACAAAUCUGCGAAAACCCAUGAUCUAAAACUCAAACUCAUAAUGGGAUUACUUGAGUUCAUCAAGGAUUAUUUUAUUGGUUUCUGGGACUAUGAAACCCCCAAGGUUAUGGUGGUUAAAAACAAAACUCUUGGGGUCAUAUAUAGAGGGGUGCAGUUUCUAGUGGUCACCUAUUUUAUCUGGUACGUGUUCAUGAGUCAGAAAGCCUAUCAGGACAGUGAGACGCGCCCAGAGAGCUCCGUGUACACCAAAAUGACGGGCAUAGCCCUUCAGGGAGACAGAAUCCUGGAUAUGGUGCAGUAUGUCCAGCCACCGGAGGGUGGAGAUGUGAUAAGCACCAUCCUGAGACGUGAGGUCACUUAUAACCAGAGGCAGGGAAUCUGUGCUGAGCAUUUCACUGUUUCCAAUGCCAACUGUACAACGGAUUCUGACUGCAUUGCAGGAGAGGUGGACUUUGAUGGCAGCGGUCCGAGAACUGGGCGCUGUGUGCCUUACUACAACCUCACCUUCAAGACCUGUGAGAUACAGACCUGGUGUCCUGUAGAAGGCUAUGCAGCCGUGAGGGAACCUGCAUUAGUAGAGGCCAUCAAUUUCACAGUGUUCAUCAAAAAUGCCAUCCAUUUCCCAAAGUUCAAAGUGCUGAGAGGGAACAUCAAGCCACGCAAUCGAAACAUAAAGAAAUACUUGAAUAAGUGUCACUACCACGAGGAGAAAGCCCCUUACUGCCCGGUCUUCCGUCUGGGUUACAUUGCUGAACAGGCCAGGGAGAAGUUCAGCGAGCUGUGCAAAACUGGAGGGGUGAUUGGCGUUUUCAUUAAUUGGAAGUGUGACCUUGACGUUGACCCGUCUCAGUGCACCCCCACCUACUCAUUCCGUCGACUGGACCUCCGUAAGAACCUGGCCAGCUCAGGGUACAACUACAGGUUCGCCAAGUACUACAGCAAGGAUGGGGAAGAGUUUCGGACACUCGUCAAGGCGUUUGGGAUUCGAUUGGAUGUCAUCGUUCAUGGACAUGCAGGAAAAUUCAGCCUGAUCCCAACUAUCAUCAACACAGUGACGGCCAUGACAUCAGUUGGAAUAUGUUCCAUCAUCUGUGACUGGAUCAUGCUGACUUUCAUCGACAAGAACGAAGUCUUCAGCGACAGAAAGUUUGACGACGGCACUAGGACCCCGAAGCCUGCUCAGGACCUGUCUACAGAGUUCACCAUCAUGAGCUACGGCUCCAACCACUCAGACCUGUCAGAGGGCGUGGCGCUGUGACAAACACAUCUCUGGCCAGAUGUACCAGACCCCCUCAGACACCAAACCUCUAAACGGACUGUCCCCUGGGAGCCGUUCAGGUGUUCCCAGACCGGGCUCACGGUUCUCGUGGAACCGAACCCAAUGACUGCUACAAGAACCGAAGGGGUCAUCUUCUGAGAGCAACAUCUUACAAGGCCUGUCGUUGCAUAAAGGCCAUGUCUAGGGGUCAAUGCCAUCUCAAAUCCAGUCACUUCAGGACCUGGAACAGCACCACACUGGAUCAGGUGUUCUUCAGAUGAAAGCGAUUAAGAUGGUAUUCACCCGACUUAAAUGAAUGUUAAUGACACCACGUUGGUGUUGAGCAACAUGAAAAACACACCAAAACACAUAAUAACGC
Molecule: messenger RNA, 1702 nt
Organism: Osmerus eperlanus (European smelt)
Lineage: Eukaryota; Metazoa; Chordata; Actinopteri; Osmeriformes; Osmeridae
Gene: p2rx2
Product: purinergic receptor P2X, ligand-gated ion channel, 2
Exons: 12
Coding region: 106-1323 (405 amino acids)
Biological process (GO): calcium ion transmembrane transport; response to ATP
Cellular component (GO): plasma membrane; signaling receptor complex; nuclear inner membrane
Molecular function (GO): ATP binding; purinergic nucleotide receptor activity; extracellularly ATP-gated monoatomic cation channel activity
Source: RefSeq, a predicted model, not a curated record